CAGCAACUGACAGGUUAAAUCCCCCAAAGUAAUCGAGAGAACUGAACGAGUGUUUCUCUCCCCCCCCCCCCACCCGUGCUGAUCGGUAUCUCUCGUGUUUCACAACGUUGCUGAUGCACCGUAACACCCUGUAAUCCUUGUGCUAGUGCGCAGACUGUAAUGCCAGCGGGACAGACAGGAAAUCACAGAAGCUCGCAAAUCCUAGCACCGCUCGACAGUGCCAGCACACUCGAUCUGGCCCAGAUUUAGUGGAGAAGGCGGCCUGCUCAAGAAAUCUCCGAAAUCUUGAAGAGCGGUUUCCUACAGAGUUCAGCUGCAAUGCGCGCUAAGACAGCACUUGGAUAGAUUUUACGGACUAUCAAGCUUGCUAUCCAUAAGGAUUACAGACUGCCUUUUUAAAGUUUUUUAUAUUUGAAUUACUGGUUUAUACACUUCUUGAUGUGAACACUGUGUUUCUGAGAACAGUUUUGCAAGAAAGGCUAGCUUUGCCUUGAGUUUCUCUGGGCGUUUCUCCUGUUUGAUGCGCUGAUUGUUCAUUGUGCACUUAUAAAGAACGACCCAACGCACCUUGCGUCAUCAUGUCAACCAACAGCAGUUCGUGCACACCACCUGGUAAUGGACAUGUAAAUGGCUAUCCAGUGCCCCAUUAUCCAUUCUUCUUCCCACCGGUCCUCGGGGGCCUUUCACCACCAUCUAUAAAUGGAUUGCAACACCAGCUUCCAGUCAGUGGCUACAGUACUCCUUCACCUGCAACCAUAGAAACGCAGAGUACCAGCUCAGAGGAGAUUGUGCCCAGUCCACCUUCUCCACCCCCUCCUCCACGUGUAUACAAACCCUGCUUUGUCUGCCAAGACAAGUCAUCAGGUUACCACUAUGGAGUCAGCGCUUGUGAAGGAUGCAAGGGUUUUUUCAGAAGAAGCAUCCAAAAGAACAUGGUAUACACUUGCCACAGAGAUAAGAACUGCAUCAUCAACAAAGUCACCCGCAAUCGGUGUCAGUACUGCCGUCUGCAGAAGUGCCUGGAAGUUGGCAUGUCCAAGGAAUCUGUGCGAAACGACAGGAACAAGAAGAAGAAGGAGACUCCCAAGCAGGAGUGCUCAGAAAGCUAUACAAUCACACCUGAGACUGAGGAUUUAAUUGAGAAAGUCCGCAAAGCCCAUCAGGAAACCUUCCCAGCACUGUGUCAGCUUGGCAAAUACACUACUAAUAACAGCGCUGAACAGCGAGUAACAUUAGACAUUGAUCUCUGGGACAAAUUUAGCGAACUCUCAACUAAAUGCAUUAUCAAGACAGUUGAGUUUGCCAAACAUCUUCCUGGAUUUACCACUCUUACCAUCGCUGACCAAAUUACCCUCCUCAAAGCUGCCUGCCUAGACAUCUUGAUUCUGCGAAUCUGCACCAGGUACACACCUGAUCAGGAUACCAUGACUUUUUCGGAUGGCCUUACCUUGAACAGGACACAGAUGCAUAAUGCAGGCUUUGGUCCCCUUACUGAUCUGGUUUUUGCAUUUGCCAAUCAAUUACUGCCGCUGGAGAUGGAUGAUGCAGAGACUGGGCUUCUUAGUGCUAUCUGCCUCAUUUGUGGAGAUCGGCAGGAUCUGGAAGAGCCUGAGAAAGUGGAUAAGCUACAGGAACCAUUGUUGGAAGCUCUGAAGGUUUACGUGAGGAAGAGGCGGCCAAACAAGCCACACAUGUUCCCCAAAAUGUUGAUGAAGAUCACAGAUCUGCGCAGCAUCAGUGCCAAAGGAGCUGAGCGGGUCAUUACCCUCAAAAUGGAGAUUCCCGGCUCCAUGCCUCCGCUCAUUCAGGAAAUGCUGGAGAAUUCCGACGGCAUCGAUCCGUCGUCCUCGCCUUGCAGCAAGAGUGGUGCAGCCCGGCCGUGUAGCAGCCCCAGUCUGUCCCCAAGCUCUGCCAGCAGCAGCCCCAACACCCAGUCACCGUAGCUUCCCGAGAACACCAAGGAACAAGUGGGUCGGACUUUCGCUCACCUGGAUGUUUGAAGUGUUUUUAAAAGAUGAAGUGUUCACAGGAGAACCACAGUAUUGUUUGCCACAUACUCUGCAGCUUGUGGAAGGCAGUUGCGACUGGGUUGGAACUUGUACCUUGUACUAAGCCACGCUGGAGUUCAAGUCCUUAACUAUGGUGGACAUCGAAUUCGGGGCUGUGCUGACCAGCAGAUAUGAAAUGUGCACACACAUAACUCACCCCCAAAACACACCCUAUAACAUGCCCACACACACACACAGGCACACUCUGUCUCUCACACAUGCACAUGCGCGCACUCUCUCACACACGCAACACACAUAUGUAUAUACAGUACAUACAUAUCACAUAUAAGCACGUACAGGCAUGUACGCAUGCAUCACACACACAAGCAUUCAGAAAUACAUCCACCCUCCAAGAUAGGAAUUAGCAGUUCUUAAAUCAGACUGCACUCCCGUUUGCAAGCCUUCAGCUUCUGGUUUUAGAACAUGCUUUGAUUUACUGCUAGGAGAGAACUAUGAAGACCAUUUUGUGUUUUUUUAAAAAAUAUUUUUUCUCUCCUUUUGUUUAUCUAUCAUAAUCUCAUAUAAUACUAGUUGAUAGACUGGAUCACCAGCGCAAAAUCCAGUAGUAUCCCAAAAAAAAAUGAAGAAUUUGAACAAAGAAAAGUUUAUAUGAAUGAAACAUUUAAUGGAUUAUUUUUGUUGAACUGUUUAAAUUGGAUUUACCAGAGGAAGAAACAAAGCUAUGAUGAUGUCAUUACAUUUUUGAAAUGAGGUCCAUACGAACUGGAAGAUGAAGAAGAUAGCUAGGUUACACUAGGGAUGUCUGUAAAUAUGCUGUUCAGUUUAAUGUACUCACAAGAAGUUCUUUUAUGCGUUUGUUGGUGGGAUGUUCAUUUUAAGCACAUUUAUUCUGAGAGAAGGCAUGGUUCUGAAGUACUGUGUAGGUCUCAAAUAUCCCACCCAGGACAUUGCUUGAUAAGGGAGUUGUGAAAGUAUGUAUGUGGGAUCAUACUUCAUACCCCUUGUUGUGAUUGGGUGGUGCUGCCCUGACUGGCAUCUGAGAGGGUCACAAUUCCAGGUCAGGCUUGCUGACGGAUAAGGAUCCCUUAUCCUUGGGUUUUAAUUGGCUGGAUGAUGAGGUUGUGUGCCAACUUGGACUGUAAUUGUCCUUCAUGAAUUCUGUCAGUGGGAGGGAAGAGAAUGUUUUUUUAAAAACAAACCUUUUAAAGUCUUCACUGAAGCAAUCAUCUCCCUCACGUAUACCAAUUUAAGAAGCUAUCAGUGGAUUAAUUUAACCGCAGCUUGCACAAGAGGGGUCAGUCACGUCCAGAGACAAAAGGAAAAAGGGUUUGAGCUUCUCAGGAUUUGACCGUGAACGUGGACCUGCACAGUGCUCAGGAUGUUCCGAUUGUUCAUUCAAAGGAAUGACUAGUCGCCUUUCGACCUCAGCUGGUUCGACUCUCAGUUAUCUUGUUAUAGUUAAGCUUUAAACUGCGUUGGAGUUUUUUGAUAAUGUUGAGACUGCCGAGUUUGAAGUCACACACAGUUUUCAGAGUGAAACAGGCGUAACUGGGUUUGUGCACUGCCACAGGCUGGGCUCAGCACCUCUCCACUAAACUCUAACCCUUCACUCUCCCUGCAGAUCUGAACUAAGGUCAGGCAAGCUGCUUUUCCACAGAUCUGGAUUCCUUGAUAUCUAUUUAGGAGGGUGUGGGCUUUGCACAAUGAAGUUAGCAUUUAUUGACCACCACUAGAUUGAUAUGUUCCCUUCUGGAAUUGAUGGGAGCAGUUUAGUACAGCUAACUGGUCGCAGAGAGAUGCAGCCCUGGCUGUUAGCAACCCACUUACCCCACAGUUAUAUGAUUCCCACUUUUUUGCCUUAUUUUCCUUCGACUGCACUCUAGGGGCAAGUUGCUGUGGGCGGUUAACCUCUCGACCAGCAUGUCUUUGGGAUGUGGUAGGAAACCAGAGCACCCAGACAAAUCCCACCUGGUUAUAGAGAGAGCGUGCAGACUCCUCACAGCUAGCACCAGAGUCAGGGUCAAACUUGGGUCCCUGGCAUCAUGAGGCAGCGGCUCGCCCGUUUCUCCACUAUGCCACCCACUGGCUCAGAGAGCAGUUGCUGGUGGAUUAGAAUCACAGACCAGGCAAGGCUGAUGGCUUUGCUUCCCUAGAGGACCUGAGUGAGCUUACUCAAGCCAGGCCGCAAUGUCCUUCAUUGGCACCAAUGUUUAUGUCCAUUCUUUUACAUGAGUCGAACUCAAAUUCACUGAUGAGUCCGGUAACAUGACUUUUUCCCAAAGCUUGUGUCUGUCUGAUGUCAGAAUGGAUGCAGCUCAAAAAAUACCCCUUUCAAAUUUUCAAAACAGUUCAGACAAGGCCUUAAGCAAGCGUGACAUUGAAAGGGAAGGGCAAACUGAAACCAUUUUCAAUCGAUCUGGGUUCCUCUGAAAGAAGAUUGGACCCAGUGCUGGGGGUGGGGGCUGUUAUUGAUGGGUUUUAUAAUAUCAGCUUUGAAGGAAUUAUUUUGACCUUCAACCCAUCAUCAAAAUUAGAAAUCCACUCAUAGGUCCAAGUCUGCUUCGCCACCAGCAGUCUUUUAUUCUGCAGCUGUUGGGGCCGGAGAUAUGGGAUUUUUCAGUUGUUGACAGAAUGUAAAUCACUUUGACAAGGUGAAAAACUAGGAGGGUGAGGAACCAAGGUUUUCAGUUCAGUUGUGAAGGUUAAGCAUUGUCUAACUGAGCUGUCAGGAUGCGCUGUUUGGGUUGAGAUUUAGCUGAACCUCCAUCUUUAAAAUGAUUAAAGAAUCUUGUGCUUGAUAUGGAAGAAGAGGGCAGCACCUGCCAGGCACAGAAAUACACCGGAAGAGAAGCUCUUUCACCACAGCAGCUGACCCAACCUGUUUAGCCAGCUAAUUGUUGCCCCGAGCAAGCCUGCAUACCAUCAGCUUUCACCAGUUUAUAAGUGGUGAAGAUCUGAAGAUGGGCAGGGUUCUGAGGUAGAGUUCUGAAGAUAGCACAAGGCCUUGGUCUCAUCACUGGGCUCAGCAGCUCCACUUCGUAGGCUUGGAAGCCUGCCUGAGGCCUAGGUUCUUAUCAGAUCCCUGGUUCCCUGCGCAGACGUCAGUCAGCCUCUGUCACCUGUCUGUCCCCAACUGGUCCAGAUUUCCUUUGCAAUCCUCCUCAGGCCAGUAAUCUUUUGGGGGCUACCGCCGCAAGUGGAUUAAUUUAUAUGAAUUAGAUGCUUUCCCUGCAGCAUUGGUCUCUCAGUGGCCCUUAAUCACCAGCAGCAUGCAAUUUGGAAGCCCAGUGUAUGUGCAAUUGGCAGAAUUCCCAAAAAUCUCCAUCUUAGAUCUCUUGUCCAUAAACAGACUCCUGAAAUUCAGCUCAUUCAUUCCUCAUACAUGCAUCAAAGAAUACCAGCACAUUGCUGCUGUGAUACAACCUGGUGCAAAUUCAGAGGUUCACAUAGAUUGGUAAAAGAAUGUUACACAAUACAGCCGACCUUACACGAGACAGAUUGGAGACAAAUGUUUGGACAAUCUCAUUUGGGGUUCCCAGUGAAGGCACCUUAAAAGCUACCUAUGAUUGAUGCCAUUUCUGCAGUUUACAUGUUCUAUAAUCUCUGAAAAAUGCAGCAGAAACCCAGCUUCCAGUUCUGUACCUCUUUUGGGAAGCUAGCCUCGAGGUGGUGCAGAGAUAAUUCUUUCGCAGUUUUAAAAGUCUGAGCAGAUUUUUAAAGCAAAUUCUCCCCCUCAUUGCGCCAGUUUUCAUUUAAGGAGAAUUUGCAGCAAAUUAUAAUUUUUUAUAUAUAUAUAUAUAGUAUUUAUUUGAAUUUUAGCUGUCAAUUUGACUGAUGCAGUCCUUACGCCUGUUGCUGAAAACGCUGUGUAAAUACAUGGCCACAAGAACGAGCAAAUGCUGCCACUUGCUGGUCAUUGUUAUUACUGCAGAUUAAUUUUCAGUGCGUGGCUGGGUGACCAAACGCCUAAAACUGCUCCACACAGGCACACCGGGAAGUAGUAUCUUGCUCUUUUUUUUUGAAGUGCAUAAGAGGAGAAAGACUUGUAUUCCUGUUUGUGAUCCAGAGCUGAUAGGGCACAAGUGUUUGGGUCGUUGUGAGUUAUAGGUCGUGAUGAAUUUUUUUCCCCCUCCCUGGGUGCAGUGUAUUUACCCCUUAUUCACAGAUGUAUCUUACUGCUCUAUUUUGUGAGUGAACUUCUCCUGGCACGCCCCUCUCCCACCUUCCUCCCAGCCCAGUGACAGCACAUCCCUGUCUCUGUAAGUGGCAAUGUGGAUGAAUUCAGUGUCCUAUUUUACACAAUGAUAAGGUACAGUUACACAUUUUGUUAAGUCAAUAACCUGACACUUCCACUGUUAAUGAGUUCUUGUUCUGUUCAUGGAUGUGUUAGUGUACUGGGUCAGACUGUACAGUAAGACUUCCUGUAACAAGGCUUUCUCUGUGCAGAUGUUACUGUUAAACUUUUCAUGAAGUCUACUGGCAAAAGAAUAAAGUUAUAUUUAUUCUACAA
This is a messenger RNA of Hypanus sabinus (Atlantic stingray), 6519 nucleotides long. It is a transcript of the gene raraa, whose product is annotated as retinoic acid receptor, alpha a. Lineage: Eukaryota; Metazoa; Chordata; Chondrichthyes; Myliobatiformes; Dasyatidae. Gene Ontology annotation, molecular function: nuclear receptor activity; zinc ion binding; RNA polymerase II cis-regulatory region sequence-specific DNA binding. The transcript is spliced from 9 exons. Gene Ontology annotation, cellular component: transcription regulator complex; nucleus. The coding region runs from base 579 to 1943 and encodes 454 amino acids. The record is from RefSeq and is a predicted model, not a curated record. Gene Ontology annotation, biological process: retinoic acid receptor signaling pathway; cellular response to corticotropin-releasing hormone stimulus; regulation of transcription by RNA polymerase II.